Molecule: messenger RNA, 195 nt
Organism: Lizanozyma spartinae
Lineage: Eukaryota; Fungi; Ascomycota; Pichiomycetes; Serinales; Debaryomycetaceae
Gene: RPS30
Product: 40S ribosomal protein eS30
Exons: 3
Coding region: 1-195 (64 amino acids)
Biological process (GO): translation
Cellular component (GO): cytosolic small ribosomal subunit; ribosome
Molecular function (GO): structural constituent of ribosome
Source: RefSeq, a predicted model, not a curated record
AUGUCACUAAUCAUUCACGGUUCCUUAGCUCGUGCUGGUAAGGUUAAGUCUCAAACCCCAAAGGUUGAAAAGACUGAAAAGCCAAAGUCUCCAAAGGGUAGAGCCUACAAGAGAUUGUUGUACACUAGAAGAUUCGUUAACGUUACCUUGACCAACGGUAAGAGAAAGAUGAACCCUUCUCCAUCUUCUCAAUAA